CGGCAAUGUUUUCGUCUGUCCAAACGAACAGUGCGUAGCUUGUGCGACGAACUUGACCCUAUCAUCGGAUGCCAGCGAGCCAGAGGUCUUUCCACAGAGAGAAAGGUGUUGUGCGCGCCGCGAUUUUUCGCCACUGGUAGCUUCCAGCUGAGCAUUGGCGUGCUGGCGUGUGUCGACGGCACGUUGGGCUAUUAUGCCCUGAACGUCAUGAUCGCGUGCAACGCGCGGCUGCGCAUCCUUGUCGUGGACUCACGAUUCCCAGGUUCGUGCCACGACUCCUGGGUUUGGGAACACAACUCUUUGCGUUCACGCCUAGCUGCACAGCUGCAGCCUGGCGAAUAUCUGCUUGGAGACGCAGGGUAUCCCCUCGAGCCAUGGCUCCUCGUUCCAGUCCCUGGCAGUCACCACGGCAACACUUCCGAAGGCCGAUUCAACAAGGAGCACGCAUCCAUGCGCAAUUUUGUGGAAAGAUGUAUCGGAGUGUUGAAGAGCAAGUUCCGCUGCUUGCAGCACUUUCGAACGAUGCUCUACAACCCCGAUCGAGCAGGGCGAAUUAUUUAUGCUUGCGCUGCUCUCCACAAUAUUGCAUUGGACGCGGGGGACUGGACCUUGGAUGAGUAUGUUGGGGACAUGCCACCAGCUGAGGAUGACGAUGGGGAGCCAGGAGAGAGCCAUGUGCUCACACCGCGCAACGUGCUGCAGGGCCCUCAGCCAUGGCCCGCUUCAAGGAUUGGACCACCUGCAGGAUUCUCUCCUGUGCUGCUGCCGCCCGCUCCUGUGCUGCGGCCGCCCGCUCCUGUGCUGCUGCCAUACGCCGCGCUAGAGAUGUGA
Messenger RNA from Rhipicephalus microplus (southern cattle tick), 831 nucleotides. Its product is annotated as putative nuclease HARBI1. The record is from RefSeq and is a predicted model, not a curated record. NCBI's taxonomy places the organism in Eukaryota, Metazoa, Arthropoda, Arachnida, Ixodida, Ixodidae.